This is a messenger RNA of Melampsora larici-populina 98AG31, 2017 nucleotides long. RefSeq lists its product as uncharacterized. The record is from RefSeq and is a predicted model, not a curated record. The transcript is spliced from 8 exons. NCBI's taxonomy places the organism in Eukaryota, Fungi, Basidiomycota, Pucciniomycetes, Pucciniales, Melampsoraceae. Bases 350 to 1726 code for a protein of 458 amino acids. Gene Ontology annotation, biological process: macroautophagy. Gene Ontology annotation, cellular component: fungal-type vacuole membrane.
AGGUAGGGUUGCAGCCAAACCUCAGCGUCGAUCCAUUGUUUGUGUUUCUUGAAAAGCAAUCCGAUGGCUGUGCUACAAUUGUGAGCUCAGAAUGGUAAUCAGCAAACCAUAUAAACUGCCAUCCAUUUACAACAUCACCCCCUUCACUUGUUUUUCCAUCAUCCACAAAAACCAUUUAACAUCCUCAUCAUCGCAUCCUACUAUACAAUCUAAUAUUUAGUCAAUCAAUCGGGUCAUACUUGUUUUCCGUCAUCUCACUCUUCACUCAGAUUAUAGCAUUCACCAUUCUGUCCCUUGAACACUCUGACAACAUCAAGACUCGUCUUCAUCCCUCAGUUUGAUAGUCAUCAUGCAUUCCUCUACUCUCAUCUCUUUGCCUUUCCUUUAUCUUCAUCUCAUCAAUCACGUAUCUACUCAAGUUCCUUCAACUGCUUCACCUUGUAUUCAAAAUUGCGCUCGUGUCAAAGUCUCUGAAGGUUAUUGUUCUUCAAUUUCAAUCUUCGCCAGUGCUUAUGACCAAUGUUUAAAGGACCACUGUAACUCAUCCGACAAUCUAGAUGGUCUUCAGUAUGUGAACUCGAUCUGCGGUGCCUCCAAUAAUGGUACAACAGCUCCUGCCGGCAACAGCACGAAUGCCAACGGUACUGCCAAUGCGAAUGGCACUGCCAAUGCCAAUGGUACCACUGGGUUGAGUGACUAUGGUACCACUGUCACUAACGCCCUUGGAGCCGCGGGUCUUACCUCACUUGCCGCCUUACUCGCCUCCCCCGGCGGUCAAGGUUUAGUCAACUCUCUCUCCGAAGGGAAUCACACUGUCCUCGCGCCAUCCAAUGAGGCUCUCUCGGCACUCGGCAACGUUACCGGCUCCAAUAACACUGCCGACGUACAAGCCCUACUCAAGUACCACGUUCUACCGGGCUUUUUGAACUCGGCUUCACUCCCGGCUGGUGGCCAUGCCAUUGUUCGUAGCUCUUUGGCCGGUGAACCGUACGUGAACCUACCCGGAAAUGACUCUCAAGCCAUUGUCUUCGCCGGCGACCAGAACUCGCUCACCGUCAUCGAACCCACCCGAAACAUCACAAUCAACAACACUACUCAAGUCUCUAAUCUCCAACUCGCAAUGAUCUCAACUGCAUUGACUGUUCCUGGAACCAUUGCAACUGUUGCUGCUGGGAUUCCUGAGCUCUCGAGUUUAGUCUCUGCUGUCAAUGGAGCCUCUCCUCAACUUUUCCAAAAUUUGGACCAAACUCCUGGUUUAACCAUCUUUGCACCCAUCAAUGCCGCAAUGAGCAGCGCUGGUAACGUCAGCAACCUGCAAAGCAUCCUCAUCAACCACCUUGUGAACGGUACCGUACUUUACUCGACAGUCAUUGGCAAUGUGACCGAAGCAGUUUCAGCCGGAGGAGGUCAGAUCCACUUCGCCAAGGACGGAGCCGAGACAACUGCGACGUUGGGAAACAAGACCAUCAAGAUUGUUCAAUCUGAUAUCUUGACAAAGUCUGGUGUGAUUCAUUUAGUUGAUGGACUUUUUGAAGCUUCUAACUCUACUCCGACGUUUCCUAUUCCUAACACAAACAACGAUACCGAGACUGUUGGAAUCACUCCUGUCGGAACAUCGCCUGCUUCAUUAGGUGCCCAAAACUCAGCUGGAAGCCACAAGUCUUCAAUUUCCUUCAUCACUCUAAUUUCCUCAAUCUUCAUGUUCCUCGGUGUUCACUAUCUUUGAAACACCCUUUUUCACAAAAAAGAAGUAACCAACAAAAAAAGGUAGCAAAUUUAUAUUUUUCGAUAAGACCAAUGACUUUUACAAAGAUAAGCAGAUCUGAAGCAUUUAUACAAACAUACAGAUCUGGAUACGUUUUGAGGAGUUCACAAUCGUCUUAUAUUCUCCUCUGUUCUUCAUUUUCUUUUUGCUUUGUGGGUUUUCAUGUUUUGAAAUGAAAAAAAUAGUUGAACUGCGUCUUCUGUGAUUGAUGUGAAUGAUGGGGAAUUUUGUACUACAAAUUCAACAUUGGCC